Messenger RNA from Nicotiana attenuata, 2507 nucleotides. RefSeq names its product CBL-interacting serine/threonine-protein kinase 14-like. Gene Ontology annotation, biological process: signal transduction; protein phosphorylation. The transcript has a single exon. NCBI's taxonomy places the organism in Eukaryota, Viridiplantae, Streptophyta, Magnoliopsida, Solanales, Solanaceae. Gene Ontology annotation, molecular function: ATP binding; protein kinase activity. The coding region runs from base 273 to 1604 and encodes 443 amino acids. The record is from RefSeq and is a predicted model, not a curated record.
AUGUGUUUCAACUAAAAGAGUAACGUGGUUAAUUUGAACACGUCGAUCAAUUCCCGUAUUCACCUACUAUCUCCCCACCUCUAAUUUUUUCCCAAUCUUUUCACAAAAUAUCUACGAUUUGCGCGUUGACCCAUUCGAAUUUUCUCUCUUCUGCUUAGAUGCUAAAAGAAUUUUCUAGAAUUAGUUAAUCUACUAUAGUGUUGCUUUGAUGCAAAAGGAAGAAGAAAUUUUCGAGAGAUUUGGUAGUACCUUUGUGGUCUCUGGAUCUAGUAAUGCCAGAGAUCUUACAUGAGGAAAGUAGUUCAUCGUCAUCCGCCUCCGCCGCCGCUGCAACCGCCGGUGAUUUCAAGCUUAACCUCUUUGGAAAAUAUGAGGUAGGGAAACUCCUUGGUUGCGGCGCUUUUGCGAAAGUUUAUCAUGCCAGGGACAUUAGGACGAGGCAGAGUGUGGCGAUUAAGACCGUAAGCAAGCAGAAAAUUUUGAAAGGUGGUUUCACGGCGCAUGUUAAGCGGGAGAUCUCUAUCAUGCGCAGGUUGCGCCACCCUCAUAUCGUACACCUCCACGAGGUACUUGCUACGAAGACGAAGAUCUACUUCGUCAUGGAAUUCGCUAAAGGUGGAGAGCUGUUUGCUAAGGUCAGCAAAGGCCGAUUUAGCGAGGAUCUCAGCCGUCGAUAUUUUCAGCAAUUAAUCUCCGCCAUUGAUUACUGUCACUCUCGCGGCGUCUAUCACCGUGAUCUGAAGCUGGAGAACCUGUUGCUUGAUGAGAAUUGGGAUCUCAAGGUCACAGAUUUCGGGCUAAGCGCAGUAUCGGAUCAGAUCCGACCCGACGGAUUCCUCCACACGCUCUGCGGCACUCCAGCUUACGUGGCACCUGAAAUUCUCGAGAAGAAAGGAUACGAUGGAGCUAAGGUGGAUAUAUGGUCAUGUGGCAUCAUCCUUUUUGUGCUCAACGCUGGUUAUUUACCUUUCAGUGAUUCAAAUCUAAUGGCUAUGUAUCGGAAAAUCUACAAAGGCGAAUUUCGCUGCCCUAAGUGGACCUCACACGGGUUAAAGCUGUUACUGACUCGACUACUGGACACGAAUCCUCAAACUCGAAUCUCCAUUGAACAGAUCAGAAACGAUCCGUGGUUUCGAAAAGGUUUCAAAGAGGUGAAAUCGCAGCUCGAUGAUGAAUUUCAGUUCAAAAACUUCGAUACAAAUCAAGACGGCAAGUUUCUGAAUGCAUUUCAUAUAAUCUCGUUAUCGUCAGGUGUUAAUUUGACUGGAUUAUUGAACUGUUUAGGAGGCAGAGACAAAGUGGACGUUGAAAGGUUUGUUUCAAUGGAGCCACCAGAGAGAAUUACGCGGAGGAUUGAGGAGGUAGCUAAAUCGGAAGGGAUGAGAGUCACCGGUAAUAAUGGCGCCGCCGUGAGAGUCGAGGGGCAAAAUGGAAAUUUUGUACUAGUAGCGGAGAUUAACAGAUUAACGGAGAAACUGGUAAUUGUAGAAGUUAAAGAGAGGGAGAUAGGAGCUGGACCAGAGCGAGGUAUAUGGAAACAGAAAUUUAAGCCGCAAUUAAGUGGAUUUUUCUAUAAACAUGACGGACAGAUUUCCAGUAGCUGAAAAGUUGGAUUGGCUUUUUACUAGUCAACUGAUUUCAGUAUAAAUGAUUUUUUCUGGUUAAAGAAACAGAUUACUCGAUCCAUAUUCAUAUUGCUCAUGGUAUAUAUCUUAACACAACUCGAAUAUUCAUUUCAAGUGCAUAUUCCAUUUUUAUAUAGCAGUGUUGUGAAAAUCCAUAAGAACAACAGAGCGGAUUUUAUGUGGCAAUUGCCAUUUUCUAGCUACUAAGUCCAUGCAAAUUGAGGCUCAAUAGGGGGUACUUUUUGAUACUGUAUUUGAAGCAGCGGAUCAAUUGAUUCAAAGAGGGAGCAGAGCGGGCAGGCAAAGCAGGGCAAGUGUUGGAUUGCACCGAGAACAAUGCCCCUCGGAGCGCAUUGCUUGGGGUAAGUCAAAGUUGCUGAUCUCUUUUUAUUGUAUUCUCUUCCUUGGGAAGCAAACCUUCCUUGUCGUCUGCUGUCUCACAUUCAUCUGGACGAGUGUUGCAUCGUUCUAUCUUCCCCUAAGGUGUAUUAUAUUGAAAGGCCAUACCUAAGUGAUGUCCUAGCUUAGCUUAGAUACACAUGAUCUGGUAAAUUCUUAGAGGGAUAUGAAGAAAAGAACUUACAUUUUCUGCAAAUAGGGAUUCUAUACUACUGUCAACUUUGGCAAAACCUGUUGUAUAACUAUUAUGUGAAGAGUUAGUAGAAGAAUGUAUUUUAGUACUAUAUUUUGUACUCUUUGAAAGCAUAAGAAACAGAGGGGUAAAAGUACGGGGUUAUGUAUCUUUUCUUUUUACCCGAUACUUCUAUUUCCUGAUAAUCUCUUUUUUCAUAGUAAAAUGAUCAUUGUGAUCAUGGACUUAAUUAGGGAUAUCCUUUUCUGGAUAGUGGGAAACGACAUAUAGAAGGAUUUGUUUUUUUCUUC